Molecule: messenger RNA, 1404 nt
Organism: Adineta steineri
Lineage: Eukaryota; Metazoa; Rotifera; Eurotatoria; Adinetida; Adinetidae
Source: the annotation of a GenBank genome assembly
AUGGCAAUGGCAAACAAUAAAACACAAUGUUUCAAAUGCAAGAAAGAAAAAAUAACAUAUCCUUGUGAAGGAUGUUCAAAAAGAUUUUGUUUUACUGAUUUAUCAGAACAUAAACAAAUGUUAAAUGAUGAACUAAAUCAUAUUAUUAAUGAUUGUGAUCAGUUUAAACAAAAAACUAUUGAACAAAAUCCAAAAAAUCAUUCAUUAAUAGAACGAAUUAAUCAAUGGGAAACAAAUUCAAUUGAACAAAUUCAACAAAAAGCCCAAAAAUGUAGAGAAACUGUCAUUAAAUCAUCACAAAGAUUUAUUAAUGAUACUGAAUUGAAACUUAAUGAUUUAAGUGAACAAAUAAAACAAUUUCAUAAAGAAAAUGACUUUAAUGAAAUUAACUUAAACUAUUUAAAAAAUCAACUAAGAAAAAUUACAGAAGAAUUCAGUGAUCCAUCAACGAUUUUUAUUCAACAAAACUCACAAACAUUUAUAAAUGAAAUUUCAAUUAUUUCAUCGAAAAAAUCAAAAUGGAAACAAAAUGCCAUCACUGUGGCUGGCGGAAAUGGAGAAGGACAACAACUAAAUCAACUCCAUUUUCCUCAGGGGAUCUUUAUUGACCAAAAGAAAAAUAUUUUCAUUGUUGAUUGUUAUAAUCAUCGUAUUGUUGAAUGGAAACAUAAUGCAAAAGAAGGACAAAUCGUUGCAGGUGGAAAUGGCAAAGGAAAUCAAAUGAAUCAAUUGAAUAAUCCAACAGAUGUGAUUGUUGAUGAACAAAAUCAUUCGAUCAUCAUUGCUGAUUUUGUGAACCGCCGAGUGAUUCAAUGGAUGAAUCAAAAGCAACAACAAAUUCUCAUUAACAAUAUUGGCUGUCGUGGCUUGGCAAUAGAUAAAUAUGGAUUUUUUUAUGUUUCUGAUUUGGAGAAGAAUGAAGUGAGACGAUGGAAAAUGGGUGAAUACAACAAUGAAGGAAUUGUAGUGGCAGGCGGACAUGGACAAGGAAGUCAACUUAAUCAACUCAAUUAUCCUACUUUCAUCUUUGUUGAUGGAGAUCAAACUGUUUAUGUAUCAGAUAGAGACAAUGAGCGUGUGAUGAAAUGGAGAAAAGGUGCAAAAGAAGGAAAAAUUGUGGCUGGAGGAAAUGGUGAAGGAAGAAAUCUCAAUCAAUUGUCUAAUCCUCAAGGAAUAUUUGUUGAUCAUUUGGGUCAAAUCUAUGUGGCAGAUUUUUGGAAUGAUCGAAUAAUGCGUUGGUGUGAAGGAAAAGAAGAAGGUGAAAUUGUUGUUGGUAGAAAUGGUCUAGGAAAUCAUCCAAAUCAAUUGGAUCUUCCGAUGGGUUUAACUUUUGAUGAUGAAGAAAAUCUUUAUAUUGUUGAUAAUGAAAAUGAUCGAAUUGAAAAGUUAGAAAUAAUCUUGUAA